AUGGUGACUGCCCAUAUUCUGGGGUGGCCUACUACUGAGGGCUGGGCCCCCGUGGCCACUUUCCUGGCUAAACUGGCUCUGCCAGAAGCACGGCCUGAAAUAGAUGAUAGGGCGGUGGUUACCCCCCAGUAUCAGUGGGAUCCCAAGAAAUGGGGUGAAAAUAUUUGGAGUGGAUCCUCAGACUCUGAGAUUGAAUUGGAAUUUGAUCCGGACUUCAAAGACUGGGUGGUCACGGAAGCACAACCGCUCAUACAAAUGGUGGGGCAGCAGGAACAGACAGACGGGGGAGUGCAGAUUAUGUGUACUUACACUCUCAAAGAUUUAUGGGAGUUUUUAGAGAUCUACCACAAAAGAGUGGUGAAGACAUACUGGCACGGAAUUUGCGAGCUUGGGGCAUCUUUUCUUACAAAGAAGCUAAAUAUUGGUGGGAAAAGAGUAAACCUUGCAAUAUGGGAUACAGCUGGUCAAGAGAGGUUUCAUGCAUUGGGGCCGAUCUACUACAGGGAUUCCAACGGUGCUAUUCUAGUAUAUGAUAUUACAGAUGAAGACUCUUUUCAAAAGGUGAAAAACUGGGUUAAGGAAUUAAGAAAAAUGUUGGGAAAUGAAAUCUGUUUAUGUAUAGUAGGUAACAAAAUAGACUUGGAAAAAGAGAGACAUGUUUCAGUUCAAGAAGCAGAAACGUAUGCUGAAUCUGUUGGAGCAAAACAUUAUCACACUUCAGCUAAACAGAACAAAGGAAUUGAAGAACUGUUUCUUGACCUUUGUAAAAGAAUGAUAGAAACUGCUCAAGUGGAUGAAAGAGCAAGAGGCAAUGGUUCCAGUCAGCCAGGAACAGCAAGGCGAGGUGUACAGAUCAUUGAUGAUGAGCCACAAGUACAGAGCAGUGGAGGGUGCUGUUCUUCCGGAUAAUUAUAAAACUGUGCAUCACUGCCCUCUCAGUAUGAAGACUGCCAUAUUCCAAGUUGCGCAUUCUCUACCAAUGGAGUAAUAGAAUUAACAGGAUUUAAAAAUAAUCACAUGUAACACUGCAGAGACCUUAAGUGCUAAACUAGUGGCGUCUGUGACCAGAGAAUUGGCAUUUUCUACAGUGGUUAACAAAGCAAUUACCAAUGGCCUUUUUACAUAUUUUUCUUUAAUGAGGAAUAAUAUGCAUGUAGAAAAGACCUACUUAAAGGCUUCAUUUGUAUUCUUUUAAAUCAGAUCAUUAUUUAAUAACUUAUAUACAUUGUUGUUGGAAUGGUAUACGUUUUUGCAGCUCUUUGUAUUUUGUGGUAGAUUGAAUUGUAUCACUUCUAAAAUGCAACCUGAUUUUUUUUUUUUAAUUAGCAGAUAUCUGAAGUAAUAUUUUUGCGGGCCCUCUACAAGCCUAUAACUGUCAACUACUUUGAUAUAUUCUGUUCAUCCUGUAUGCCAAGCUGGUAAAAUACAUUGUAAAUUACAUAUUAAAUAUUUUAUCUGCUUUUACAAUUGCAGGUGCAGAACUAUGUACAUCAGUCUUGUCAGUGAUUGUGAAGUGAAUAAGUCAGUGAAAGCUGCAAGCUUUACAUGUGUACUGUUGAAUUGCUCAUUCUAUUCCCCCUACAUGAAAAGAGCUUUUUUUUUUUGGGACAUUAAUAGCUACAGCAUUUUUUCUAAGCCUUUUCUGGUAAGCAGCGGUAUUUGUAGUUACCCCCUUAGUGGGAAGGGAAUGCUUCCUUAGACUGCUGUUUAACAUUGAGGUGUCUGACUCCCAGCUAAAACAGUUGACGCAUGCAUAUAUCUUGCCUCUGCAGCUACUUUGGCCUCUCAGAAUAUCCCCAGAAGGUCAAAGCAACUUCAGCCCUUGCUAUCUGGUAUCCAGUAAACCAGAUGUGUGGGAAACUGUUAAGCUGCGUUAAUAUAUUUGUGUCCCAAGACAGCAUUAUGAACUCUUAAUGAGC
Messenger RNA from Opisthocomus hoazin, 1919 nucleotides. NCBI's taxonomy places the organism in Eukaryota, Metazoa, Chordata, Aves, Opisthocomiformes, Opisthocomidae. The record is from RefSeq and is a predicted model, not a curated record.